Messenger RNA from Erigeron canadensis, 1645 nucleotides. Its product is annotated as pentatricopeptide repeat-containing protein At1g71060, mitochondrial-like. Gene Ontology annotation, molecular function: protein binding. NCBI's taxonomy places the organism in Eukaryota, Viridiplantae, Streptophyta, Magnoliopsida, Asterales, Asteraceae. The coding region runs from base 57 to 1490 and encodes 477 amino acids. The record is from RefSeq and is a predicted model, not a curated record. The transcript has a single exon.
UAUACAUAAUUAUAUAUAUAUAUAUAUAUAUAGCUUGGCUUUAGGGUUAUAAAGAUAUGGAAACUGUAGAAAAAUAUGCUCAAAAUCAACAAAAAUUUGAGAAAAAACCCACAAAAAGAUUUCCAUCAUAUGUGGAUGCAAUCGAUAUAUCGCCGAAAGCAAAAACCGUAUGCGAAAUGCUAGCUAGGGUUUAUCCGGGUGACGUAGAAACCUCGUUAACUACGUUGGGAGUGAGUCUUGAGCCUGAGGUUGUAGAGGAAGUGCUUAAGUAUUCGUAUGGGUCGGCUAAAUGUGCAUUUGUGUUUUUUAAGUUUGUCGGUUUUAAACAAAAGCAUUCGGCUUCUGGGUGGAAUUUGUUAGUCGAUAUGCUUGGGAAGAAUGAGAUGUUUGACUCGAUGUGGGAUGUUAUUAAGUCUAUGAGGGAAGAGGGCGUGUUGUCGUUGACUACUUUUGUGUUGGUUUUUAGGAGUUAUUGUGAAGCGAGGAGGUUGAAUGACGCCGUGAUGACUUUUGAUAUGAUGGGUAAGUAUGGGGUUGAACCGGAUGUGGUGGCUGUUAAUGAACUUUUGAGUGCUAUGUGUCGUGAGGAGGGUCAGAGUGUGAAAGCGUUUGAGUUUUUUGAGAGGGUUAAGACUAAGAUAGCGUUAGAUGGAAACUCAUAUGCUAUUUUGUUGGAUGUAUGUGAGAAAGAAGGUAAUGUAGCUAAGGCGAAAUUGAUGUUUGGGGAGUUGGUGAUUCGUGUUGGAUGGCUUCCAACAAAUAUGGUGGCUUAUGAUGCUUUUUUGAGUACGUUGAUUAAAAGUUCUGAAACUGAUGAAGCGCUCAAGUUUCUUCAGGUUUUAAAGGGGAAGAACUGUUUUCCGGGUUUGAAAUUCUUUUCAAAUGCUCUUGAUAUUCUUAUCAAGCAGAAUGAUUCUGCUUAUGUUCUGUCGUUAUGGGAUACGAUGGUUGUUGGCGGAGUGACCCCGAAUGUGAUAAUGUAUAAUGCAAUGAUCGGUUUGCUAUGUAAGAACAAUGAUAUUGCUAGUGCUUUUCAACUGCUUGAUGCUAUGCCAUAUGCUGGAGAAUUUGCUGACCCGUUGACCUAUAACAUAAUCUUCCAAUGUCUGAUUAAGAACAAGAAGGUGAAGGAAGCAGGAAAAUUUUUCUUGGAGAUGAUUAAGAAUGAACAGCCUCCAACUCCUGCAAAUUGUGCUGAUGCCAUUUCAAUGUUCUUUGAUUGUGAGGAUCCUGAGAUGGCAUAUGAAAUUUGGUUCUAUAUGAAGAAGGUCAGUGUUACUCCUCUAGAAGAUGGUGCAAAUGCUUUGAUCAUUGGGCUUGCUAGUAUGGGUAGGCUAUCAGAGAUGCGGAGAAACGCAGAAAGGUUUAUGACAGGCAAAAUUAAAAUCUAUGAGUCUACAAUGUCAAAGUUAAAGCUUGAAUGCUUCAGGGAGGGUAGGAAAGGUCGUGAAAUAUAUGAAGAUCUUCAUAAGAAAUGGAAAUCUUCAUAGAUGUCAUUCACUGUUAUUACUAGUUUUUUUUGUCAAUAUGUAUGUUUUUAGUACAUGGAUGGAAGAACAUCAAUCAUAAGCAGAAACUUCUUUUGAGGUUAACUGCUUAUCGAUUUAUGAAACGGCUUAUGCAAUCUCUGUUUUUUUCCAUGGAA